Molecule: messenger RNA, 5025 nt
Organism: Silurus meridionalis
Lineage: Eukaryota; Metazoa; Chordata; Actinopteri; Siluriformes; Siluridae
Product: dematin-like
Biological process (GO): lamellipodium assembly; cytoskeleton organization; actin filament bundle assembly
Cellular component (GO): plasma membrane; actin cytoskeleton
Molecular function (GO): actin filament binding
Source: RefSeq, a predicted model, not a curated record
UCGCCAGUUAUCUGUCACCGGCAGCACGUGCGGCGCUCUGGGCAGCGGUGUGAUAAAUAUCUUAGCGCAAGCGCAGUUCCAGGGGCUCGUUUUAUAAUCCAGAAACACCGGGAUAUUUAUAUAUAUUUUAUAUUACAUAACGGAGGGAUUCCGGUGGAGAGCUCGAGACUGAGAAAACGAGACAUUUACAGGGCUGGUGUGGAUCGAGGAGAUCUUUACAUCCCAGUUAUGAAGCUGCUGACAGACUCAGUCUGAUCGCCCCAAGGGAACCUCUGAAGUAUCCCACAUGAUGAUGCAAAAGCAGCCGACCGUACCUCUCCAGGAAGUGUGUGUUCUCUGCGCGGGGGUCGUACUGGGAACUUCAGCCCUCACUAUAGUGGCGAAGUUGGAUGAUCAGGUGAUUAGUUAUAAGGAUUUAGCAGCUAUUCCUAAAGAUAAGGCCAUACUGGACGUUGAGCGUCCGGACCUGAUGAUUUAUGAACCGCACUUCAGUUACACACUGCUGGAACACACUGAGAGGUCCCUCUCUCCGCGCUCUCUCUCUCCUCCUCUUUCUCCUGAGAGCUCGGUCGUGUCGAAGGAGUCGAGGAGUUUGUGGAGCAGAAGUCAUCGGGCAGCUCGUCUCCGGCCCACACUGCUGUCUGUGUGCAGGACGAGCAACAUGAGCAAACACACACACACAACAACAACAGCACUUUCACCGACCUGUCUGUUUCCAGGUAACGGUGCGAAUAUUUACAAGAAGCCUCCGAUCUAUAAACAAGAUGCGUCUAAUGUUCCUCAGAGUAAACACAUGGAGGAUUUGAUUAUCGAGUCGUCUCGUUUUCCCGCCGCUCAGCCGCCUGACCCAAACCUGCCGUCUAAGAUCGAGACGGAGUUCUGGCCAUGUCCCCCCUCCCUUGCAGUGCUGGAGACAGAAUGGAGGAGAAAGUCCACUCCUCAGAACACAGCAGGAGAGGAGGAGGAGGAGGAUGAGUAUGAUGAAGGUGAUGACCUUUGGAGACUCAGACAGAUGCAGAAACAGGAACUCAACAAGAUUCAGUCUAAUUUAGGGAAAUUGAUCCUGAAGGAGGAGAUCGAGAAAGACUCAAUGCGCAGAAAAACUCGUUCUCUUCCCGACCGCACACCCCCUCACCUCGGAACCAGAUCUCCAUCGUUCCCCUCAUACAGUCGGAGUGGGCUAAGCCGACUCCAGUCUGCAGAGUUUUCCUCCUCACACAAUGAUACAGCUAAUCACAGUUUCCAGAACGGCGAUGCUCAGGGCAGGAGGAUGGACAGAGGGAACUCACUGCCCACCAUGCUUGAGCAGAAGAUUUAUCCCUACGAGAUGCUCAUGGUGACUCAUCGAGGCAGAAAUAAACUUCCACCAGGAGUGGACAGGACCAGGCUGGAGAGACACCUCUCUCCAGAAGAGUUUGAGAAUCUGUUCGGCAUGACGAUGGAGGAGUUCGAUCGCCUGUCGCUCUGGAAGAGGAACGAAAUGAAGAAAAGGCUCUCGCUCUUCUAACACCAUAAACGGGAAAAAACACUCGCGCAAUCACAACACAUUUGUCUCAAGGAGAACGACAUGAGAAUCCACCAGCAGGAUGAAAAGUCACACACACACACACACACACACACACACACACACACACACACCAUGUCUGUAUUUGCGAUGAUGAUGGUGAUGAUGAUUUGACACAGAUUCAUCCCCAGCUCCAGGCGUGUGCUAAUCUUCACGUCUUCAAAAAAAAAAAAAAAAUCAAUACGACAUUCCGAUAAAUUGUUACAAACAAUUGUUGGUUGUGGGCGGGGCUAAAAUCUGUCCCGUUUUGUAGGCAGCACUCAGGAGGACAGCUAUUUCUGACAGAGCUAGCUACGUUAUAUACAAUAUAUAGCUAUUAUAUAGACGUGUAUCUGCUCUGCUCAGUUAACGUUGAGAGGCACAAGCAUUUAUUUCUCUUCCUGGAAUUUUGAAUCGGAAGCAGAUUUGGACGGAACAGACGAGCGUCUAUAUUUUACGCAUGUUUGCGCAGCGUAUACGGUGAUAUUCCAAUCAAGUUAAUUUUUUUAUUCUAUGCAAAUUAAGAUGAGCUUUAUGAAGCAGGAAAAUCGAACAAAAUCGAACCAAAUUUUCUAUUGUGACAUUUCUACAAAGCAACAAGCUACAAAAGUAUCGGUAGCUACACGCCCACAAAAGACACAUCAUACCGUCCAAUCAGAUGAAUCUUGCAGCUGGAAACAAUCGUAACUGAUUAAGAGCCAAUGAAAAAAGAGCAGAGGUGUGGCUUAAGUCAGCAUCACCUUGGGUUAGGGAUGUGAAUUUUAUAAACAGGAAGUUUUGAAAGUGUGUUUUUUAAAAAAUGCAUCUAAAAUCUGAUUAGCACUGAUCAAGUUAGUUUAGUGAUAAUAAAUAAAUAAAUAAAUAACCGUAAAUCAUAAUUAUGAUGAGACGGAAACGUAAUCCUCCUGGCUUCCUGUUUUUUAAUAGAUACGAAGUUUCCACAGAGAGCUGAAUCGGCCAAUCAGAGCGAAGGUGAUCUAUUUACACGGAAUGUAUCCGCUUACGAUGAUGAUGGAUUGAAAGACGAGCACAUGAUCAAUAUCGUCUCCACUCUUAACUCGAAGUGUAUUGAUCACAAAGCUCCAUCCCUUCUCUCUCUCUCUCUCUCUCUCUUUCUCUUCUCCCUUUAUUUUGCUGCUAAUGCAUUAUUAAGCACCUUUUCACCGUUAGGUUAGCUCCUCUCUCGUAUCUCAGGGCACUAGCGAUCAUAUGAACAUGAACUGCUAAUGAUAAAUGAACAAUAUAUAUAGUUUGCUAGUUUAGCUAACUACACUUAUCAGCAGAUGUAGAUAAUAAUAAUAAUGGCUAAUUACUGAGGUGACUUAAACUAGUCAAGUCAAGUUUAUUUGUAUUGCGCUUUUCACAACAGACAUUGUCUCAAAGCAGCUUUACAGAAAUCAACAGUCAAGGUGAAUUUAAGGUGUGUAUUUAUCCCUGAUGAGCGAGCCAUGGCGACUGUGGCAAGGAAAAACUCCCUUAGAUGUUAUAAGAAAUAAACCUUGAGAGGAACCUGACUCAAAAGGGGAACCCAUCCUCAUUUGGGUGAAACUAGCAUGAUUGUAAGUCAUGAGCCCCAUUCGCUUUUAUUAGAGGUUUUAUUCAGAGGUUUGUUUCAGAUCAUUUCUUAAUUUAUAUGUAUGUUUUGUCGUACUGCUAGAUAAGAACUGGCUUUAGAUGGUUAGCUAGAGUGCGCUAACCUGACAGGAAGCACAUUGUUGUCAUAAAAGAGCUGCAGGAUGGUAAGAUGUCUAGGGUGCAGAGAUUUUAUAUCAAUGCUAUACUACAAAAUAUUUCUUGACAGGAUUAUUUUAUAUUUAUUCUUCUACAUCCUGAGAACAGGCUUUAACAGUGAGAAGUGCCUCACCAGUGACACUAGAAAACUAACUCCUGUGAAAUAUCCUGACUGGAAUUUUUGUAAUAUUAUGAAAUAGCUUCAAAUUUGAGCAAAAUGACUAGCAUGGGCUACCAUGACAGGAAUUCUGACAGGAAUUUAAUUUAAAUCCAUGACAAUCAACUCUGUCUAAUGUUAGCUCGUUGGCUAGUUAGAGCUAUCUGGUCAAGAAACCUGAGAAUUCUAAACUCAUAUCUCAUAUAAUUUUAAACAUCACUGCUAAUGUUACCUACCUGGUCAUAAUAAUACUACAUCUGCAGAUAACAGCUAGCUAGCAAUGCUAGCAUGCUAAUAGUAGUAUACCAUGUGCUAGCUGCUGAGAGUGAUAGCCGGGAAGUUGCUAACUGAAAAAUAGCUUUAAGAGUUAUAUGGAUAAGAUGAAGAUUGAUGAGAUAAAAGAUUGAAAGAAUUGAUCCUGCUAGCUAGUUUUCCUGCUUAGAUAAGCCAAUGUGCUCUUAUUGUGGAGUAUUGGAAAGUCUUUUUUUUCUAUUAUUCUUUCUCUCUUUCCAUCUCAACCUGACAGAAAAAGAGACAUUCCACAUAAAAACUUUUAUCCAGCGCUUUUUUGUUAGUGACAAUAGUAACCAUAGAGAUUAGCAUUUUUAUUUCAGGAGCAGAAUUUAGACAUUUAGCAGACAGCCAAUCAGAUUUCAGAAGCGGGGCUUUUACGGAUGAAUGAUCACAUUCCAUAGUGUAAAUAUGAUUAAUUUUGUAGUUGAAUUAACAUUUAUAAACUGUUUAUUAAUCAAAGUGUGUGACAGCGUGACGACUUCAACAGCUAAGUAUGAGAUUAAUGAGGAAGAUCCAGUUACUGGAUAAUAAUAAGUUAAUACUGGAUCCCGUUACACAUUACUUACACAAUGGAUCCUGUUACACAUCACAUACACACUGGAUCCUGUAACACAUUAAUUAUACACUGGAUCCCUUUACACAUUACUUACACACUGGAUCCCGUUACACAUCACAUACACACUGGAUCGCGUUACACAUCACAUACACACAGGAUCCUGUUACACAUCACAUACACACUGGAUUUCGUUACACAUCAAUUACACACUGGAUCCCGUUACACAUCACAUACACACAGGAUUUCGUUACACAUCAAUUACACACUGGAUCCUGUUACACGUCACUUACACACUGGAUCCCGUUACACAUCACUUACACACUGGAUCCUGUUACACAUCACAUACACACAGGAUCCUGUUACACAUCACAUACACACUGGAUUUCGUUACACAUUAAUUACACACUGGAUCCUGUUACACAUCACAUACACACUGGAUUUCGUUACACAUCACAUACACACUGGAUCCUGUUAGAAUCACUUAUAGAUUUAUCCUUUGUUUCUUUCUUUCUUUCUUUCUUUCUUUCUUUCUUUCUUUCUUUCUUUCUUUCUUUCUUUCUUUCAGGAUUGAAUGAAAAAUAACAAAAUAAAUGUUGAUUGGUUCAGUGAGUGUUUGUUGUAACUAAGACAUGAUUGUUCUGUUGUUUUUUCUCAUAAUAAGGAGUUUUAUUAUCCUGAUUUUCUUUAGUAAACCGUUAACAACUUGGAUUUAUGUUGAAUAAAAAGUUUUGGGAUUUGACUGUA